Molecule: messenger RNA, 207 nt
Organism: Perkinsus marinus ATCC 50983
Lineage: Eukaryota; Perkinsozoa; Perkinsida; Perkinsidae
Exons: 1
Source: RefSeq, a predicted model, not a curated record
GCGUAUGAGUCUACUACUACUGCAUUACGGAAAUGGACGCGGACCAUCGUUCAUUAUCUCCGCAAGGGUCACGCCGACGGAGCGAUGCGGAAGCGAAUUGCGGAGAAGCUCACAGCUUUGAAUGACCAAAUACCCGAUGGCUCUUUUGAGUGUAUCCCACCCGAGCCGGCCUGGAGGGACAUGCUCGUCGCCACUGUGAAGCAGUAG